This is a messenger RNA of Patiria miniata (bat star), 3568 nucleotides long. RefSeq names its product twinfilin-1-like. Gene Ontology annotation, cellular component: actin filament; myofibril; cytoplasm. Lineage: Eukaryota; Metazoa; Echinodermata; Asteroidea; Valvatida; Asterinidae. Gene Ontology annotation, molecular function: actin filament binding; actin monomer binding. The record is from RefSeq and is a predicted model, not a curated record. The transcript has 9 exons. Bases 85 to 1131 code for a protein of 348 amino acids. Gene Ontology annotation, biological process: actin filament depolymerization; positive regulation of neuron projection development; barbed-end actin filament capping.
GUUGUGAGUGAAGGACGGAGCGCAGCUUCCACUCGAUCGUGCGGAGAACACUUCAGCAACUUGCAACAAGAAGCCACAAUCAAAAUGUCUCAUCAAACAGGAAUAAAAGCUUCUGACGAACUGAAGGACGCUUUUGCAAAUGCUAAGAAUGCGAAUAACAACUACAGAUUGAUCAAAGUCUGCAUCGAUUUGGGGAUUGAAAAAUUGGUUCCAAAGGACCACUGUGAAGCAUCUGGAACAUGGGAAGAAGAUUAUGGCAUGAUACUGCCAUUGCUGGGAGACAAGGACCCUUGCUAUUUAUUCUACCGUCUCGACGAAAAGGACGCACAAAAUCACUACAAGUGGAUUUUCAUGCGGUUCUCUCCGGACCAUGCACAGGUGAAACACAAAAUGGUAUAUGCUGCGACCAACACGACAGUCAAGACAAUAUUUGGUACCAGUCAGAUCAAGGAUGAAUUACUUGCAACAUCAAAGACAGAGAUGACGUUCGAUGGUUACAUGCGUCACCGGGAGCAUGAGGAAGCCCCGGCGCCCUUGACCGCCAGCGAGGAGGAACAGAGACUGAUGAGAGAGGAGGAAGGGCCCACGGACAUCGGCAGCAGCACCAAGCAGAGCCACCUGGGUGGGAUCGCAUUCCCAAUACGCAGCGAGGCUAAAGAUAAGCUGCUGGGUUUGAAGAACGGGGACUACACGUACGUCAGGCUGUGUGUGGAUACUACCAAUGAAGAAAUCCUUUUAGAUGACGCAGACAGUAUUGGUACCAACGCACUCCCUGGGAAGAUUUCAUCGGAGAAAGCCGGCUAUCAUGUGUUUACUUUCAAGCACACACACGAGGGCGAUUAUCAAGAAAGUCCAGUGUUUAUAUAUUCAAUGCCCGGCUAUAAAUGUCCCGUCAAGGCGCGUAUGCUGUACACGAGUUGCCUCGGACCGCUCAUGGGGCAGUUAGCAGAGGAGUUUGAUAUUCAAUGUGUCAAAAGGAUCGAAAUCAACUCCGGAGACGUCUUGACAGAAUCCUUCCUGAUGGAUGAAGUCCACCCUGUCCGUAACCUGCACCGGCCGGCAUUUGCCAAGCCAAAGGGUCCAUCAGGCAAGCGUGGACAACGGCGGUUGUUAAAAGAUGACGACCAGUAAAAAAAAAAAAUUCCUUCAAGAUUGAAGGCCUUUUAUAACAUUUGCAAGUAUUUGGAAAACAAUUUAUUGAAUCAGUUACAACGAACCUUCUUGAUGGAAAGAGAGUAGCGGCAACUUAACCCAGAGUUGCUAUUGAGUCAAUCGCAAGCCUGUCACAACCACUGAUCUCUAUAUAGAGACUGAAUUGCAUAUGCCCAUAUGCCGUACAUUACUUACUUUCGCUUUUUGACCAGUUCGCCCCAGUCUUCCAAGAAUGGCCGCCGAUAUACGAACGUUCUACGCUUACAUACAACACGCGUUGUAUCAAGAUUUGACACGCAUUUUGUUCAUAUACGCGUAUUAUGAUGUUCUAAAAAUGGACAAGAGUCUGUGUUGAUUUCCAAACAUCGCAAAAAGUUGACUGCAGCUUUCAAAAAGUGAACCACGAUACUUGAAAACUGUGAACCUGAAAAACUGUAAACCAGGUGAACCAUGAUGUUACAAAAUUGAAUCACAGCUGCCUAAGACGUCAACUUGUCCUUUAUAGAACACCAACCGGUCUCUCCAAUGUGGCUUCAAAUGGCUUUCUACAGUUCUCUGUACGCUAUCCAGUCUUUGUAUAGAGAUCAGUGGUCACAACUCCAUCACUAGUUUAGUUAGAAGGCAGUCACAAGUCAAUCACAAGUCAACAACAAGUUAGUAACAAACCAGUCACUAAACGGUUCCAAGUCAGUCAGUCGGUCAACAAGGGGUUGACAAAUGACAAAAAGUGUUUUUGCCAUAUUUCAUUUGAAUACUUUGUCACUGGACUUGAGACUGGAUUUAUUUUUGAUGACUCUGUGAUGACUUGUGAUUACUUUAUGACCUCUGCACCAAUCAUGGGUUGAAUGUUGAAAGAAUUCCAUUGUCCACAAUCUCCCUCAGUCCAUGAUCCAGUUUGAUUGUUUUAAGAACUUGUCAUCAAAUGUUAUCAUUGGCCUAUUAAUUUGAUUCAAAUAUUCCAAUUUGGUGGGUUUUUUAAAAAAUUGUCAACAUUUUGGCUUCCAAGAUAUUGUUGGGUUUUAUAGUUCUUGAUGCCUAUGGGGCUCCCUUACUGACCUGCGUGACCCGGCCUACAUCCAGGUACCGGAAAGUCAGCGUCGCCAUUGUAGUAGGCAAAGAUCGUAUAGCACCGUGUGCAGUAGGUAGUAGGCAGGCCUUCAAUGCUGUGAUUGAUGGCAAAAACUGUGAGAAAAACGUGCUGCCAACACCGUUUGCUGGUCGUCACGAUUAUGACAACCGUACACGGCAGGAAGUGACCAUUAUGCCAUUUUACACAGAAUUCACGGUGAUUUAUGUGAAAAAAAGCCCUACUGUCUAGUUUACAAUGCACGUGGUGGCUAACCAAACGCUUGCCUACUGCAAUGUUGGCCAAUCACGGAUGGUCACAUGGUAAAAUGACGUCAUAUGAUCUGAACCUAUUUGUACCUGCUCAAAGAUAAAAUUGAUGGUUUAGUUAAAGUUUUAGUUGAGAGACAUCAAAUUUACAAUUACAUUGAGCAGUUACACUUCAUAUGACUAUUCAUGAAUGGUCGAUUUUUUUAACUCAUCGUACAUGUACAUUUGGGCAUUGGUAAAUUAGUUCAUGUCAACAUAAUUUGACAAUGGUUGUCACAAAAUACAGUUGCUUGUGUGUGCAGAUAUUCCUUACUUAAUCUAUGAGUCACUUGGAUUUACUUAAAUGUUAAAAUUGAUUGCGCGUAUAGACAAAUCCAGGCAUGUGAUCACCGUGAGGCCCCCAUCAAUGGAGAAUCCAUUGUACGCGCUAUUGCACAAAGCAACUGUUCCGUGACGGAUAAUCUGAACAAUAGCUAGCACAAUGCUUACGCCAUUGAAGGGGGCCUUCAUGAUAGAAUUGAUAGCGUUUCUUGGAUUAGUCUGUACUGAAGUAUAGAGAAGCUGUAGCUGAGUGAAAAGGAGAAUUUGGUAUUUGGUUUUCAAUAUUGAAUCUCCUUCCAUUUUUGUUUGAAGACAAUUUUCAGCUCAUUGUGGAGAAGGUAGGGAAGGAUUUAAUAAUCAUUAGCAUGAUUUAAUUGGUGUGAGGCAGAAUCAUUCCUUGUUCAAACUGUGAGUGGGAACGUACAAUUAUCAAAUCAAUGCUUUUGGCACUGAAUUGAUUUAUAUUAGAAUGGAUCAAGGUCUUUGUAAAUGAUUUGCAAAAAAUAUAUAUUUUUGCAGUUUUAAUCUAGCAAGUUAAAAAAUUGAAAGAAGUAAGGCAAUUAAAAAUUAGUUGGUCUCUGGUCAGACCAAAGUUCCAGAAUUAAUGCAGCGAUGCUGGGGUUUUUUUUCCCUAAGCUUGAAAUGUGCAGACAAGGUUGGUACUGUUUUGCUUUUUUGUGUCCUCAUAUACCUUGGUGUCCUCCAUCAUUUGCCUUGGUGCCCUCCAUCAUUUGGAGUCGAGCUGCCCACGAAAAUUUGA